AUGCAGGCUCUUCUUCGCUGGGUGAUUGAAACACAGCAGCCUUUUACAGUUGUUGAACAUCCUACAUGGAAAGAACUCCUUAAGAGUCUAAAUGCCAACUGUCCUAUCAAAACUGCAGAUACUCUUCGAAAUCGAGUUCAGAGUGAAUAUUCGAGUUGGAGGAACCGGUUAAAGCAGGACUUAGCUGAUACCUGCCGAUCGAUUUCACUUUCACUUGACAUCUGGACGUCAGAUAACCAGAUAUCAUUUCUUGCUGUUGUCGGCCAUUGGCUCACUCCAGAGUUUAAGCUUCGAGAAGAUCUUCUUGAGUUUAAAGAGAUUGAUGGAUUGCACUCUGGCGAAAAUCUGUCUACAAUUGUCAAAAGUGUACUUGAAGCGUUUCAAAUCGAACAUAAGCUUCUAACAAUCACCGGAGAUAAUGCCGGAAACAACCUAACACUCUGCGAUUAUCUUCAUGCAGACCUGUUAAAAGAUUUUGACGAGGAAGAUAGUCCAUUCCGCAUGAAACCACUUAUGCGGUUCCGGGGUCGAAAUAGCUUCAUUGGAUGUCUUGCACAUAUACUGAAUCUUAUCUGUAAGGAUAUUCUGGUAUCCUUAAAGACCGGUACAGUCCGUGAUGCACAUGUUAUACUUGAUGAGAUGCCAUCACAGAAGGAUCAUUCACCUGAAACACUGAUUUCAACGAAAGGUGCUAUUGUUAAGAUCCGUCUUUUGGCCUUAUGGAUUAGUAACAGCCCCCAGCGAAGGCAGGCAUGGAAGGAUAUCUCUCCCUGCAAGCAAAUCAAUUAUGAUAUCGACACUCGCUGGAAUUCAACAUACAAUAUGGUCUCUGAAGCUCUUCGACUUCGAAAAGAAGUCACUCAAUUUAUUCGUGAACAUCCAGACAUUCGAGAAAUGCAACCAACAGAUAGUGACUGGUCAACACUAAGACAAAUUCAGAAGGUCCUGAAGCCAUUCUGGGACCAUACCAACUCUUGCGACUUUCAAGAGAUUACUAAGGAGGUUCAAAAUGCUGUUGAAGGAGGAAUCCGGAAAAUGGAUAAAUUCACCAAGAAGAUGGAUUCCAAUAUUAUCUAUUACGUGGCUGCCAUUCUUGAUCCACGGGUUAAGACCUCCUUCAUCCGAGCUCAAAUGAGCAAGUCUGAUGCAGAUGUGAUUGUUUCUGAUAUACGUGAAUAUCUUAAGAAACAAUAUCCUGCAAGCCCUACCUCUUCCUCUAGCGCAGAGCGUCCACCAGGUAUGCCAGGGACAUUAUGGAAAAAGCUCAAAAAAAUCCAGCCUCUGCAAUCUGCAGACAUAAUAUCAGACAUUGAUCGGUACCUAGAUUCAAGCCCCGAGAUGUGGUCUCAUGGUAUGAUAGAAGAUGGGGAUCCUGACUGGAUAUUGAAAUGGUGGAAAGCAAAUGCCUUUAACUACCCCCUAAUGUCGAAAGCUGUACAAGACUAUCUUCCUAUUCCGUCUGCUGAAGUAGGCGUUGAGAGAUUGUUUAGUAACGCACGAGAUGUUCUGGGUAUUCGGAGACACUGCUUGAAUUCUGAGACGUUUAGAUGGCUGAUGUUCCUUAAGGGACAAUAUGGUAAAGAACGCCGGGACUCGGCAUAA
Molecule: messenger RNA, 1602 nt
Organism: Talaromyces stipitatus ATCC 10500
Lineage: Eukaryota; Fungi; Ascomycota; Eurotiomycetes; Eurotiales; Trichocomaceae
Exons: 2
Coding region: 1-1602 (533 amino acids)
Molecular function (GO): DNA binding; protein dimerization activity
Source: RefSeq, a predicted model, not a curated record